AUGGUCGGUGACACCACUCUCAAUCUCGCAGUCCUCAUUGACGCGGACAACGCCAUGCCAGCUACAGCUCGGCUCCUACUUGCGGAAGUCGCAAAAUAUGGCACUGCUCACGUGAAGCGGGCGUACGGGGAUUGGACUAGCACCAACUUGAAGGGCUGGAAGGAAGAGCUUCUGCGGCAGGCAAUUCAGCCAAUGCAGCAGUUCGCGUACACCCACGGCAAGAAUGCGACCGAUUCGGCUAUGAUCAUUGACGCAAUGGACCUUCUAUACUUGAGGCACUUCGAUGGUUUUUGUCUCGUCUCGAGCGAUAGUGACUUUACUCGGUUGGCUGGUCGUAUUCGCGAGUCUGGACUAGUUGUUUACGGAUUCGGAGAGCACAAAUCCCCUAAGCCCUUCGUCGCUGCCUGCGAUAAAUUUAUCUAUACCGAAAAUCUCGUUUUAUCCCGCAUCCCGAGAGGAUUAUUUCUGCUCCAUACAACAAUAGAGACGGCCUCCGAUGACGAAGGAUGGGCUGCGCUCUCCCAUAUCGGGGAUCUCCUCACAAGAAAACACCCUGAUUUCGACUCUCGUAACUACGGCUAUUCUAAACUUGGCGACCUGAUCUCUGCUUUACCCCUGUUUGAUGUUAUUCGACACUCUCCUCGAGAGGGUAAACCCAAAGACAUCUACGUACGCGAUAAGCGUCGGGGAGGGGGCGGGAAUGCUGCCAAUUAA
This is a messenger RNA of Penicillium cosmopolitanum, 714 nucleotides long. RefSeq lists its product as uncharacterized. The record is from RefSeq and is a predicted model, not a curated record. Gene Ontology annotation, molecular function: RNA nuclease activity. NCBI's taxonomy places the organism in Eukaryota, Fungi, Ascomycota, Eurotiomycetes, Eurotiales, Aspergillaceae. The transcript has 2 exons. Bases 1 to 714 code for a protein of 237 amino acids.